Molecule: messenger RNA, 492 nt
Organism: Striga asiatica
Lineage: Eukaryota; Viridiplantae; Streptophyta; Magnoliopsida; Lamiales; Orobanchaceae
Source: the annotation of a GenBank genome assembly
AUGGCUGGGAGAACAAAAGAGGAGGAAGAAAAUAAGAAACCCAUAUGUGGAGAGGUCGGGAGGAAACGACGAAUUAUUUUGAGUUCUGAUGUUUUACAACGCGAGGCUGGGAGGACUCGACGAGUCAUUUCGAGGCCCAAUGUUUUACGUGGAAAGAUCAUGAGGACUCAACGAGUUGUUUUGAGCCCCUAUGUUUUACGUGGAAAGGUCGGGAGGACCAAACGAGGUGGGGAGGACCCUACUAGUCGUUUCAAGCUCGAUGUUAUAUGUGAGAGGUCAAGAGAAUCCAAAGAGAAGUUCUGCCCCCUGGCUAUUUUAGUACGAAGGUCGAGAAGGAUCGGCGAGAAGUUUCAUACCAUAGUUAUUUUCGUAGAGAAGUCGAAAAGACCAAAUGAGGUGUUUCGCGCCACAAUUAUUUUCGUAGAGAUGUCAGAAAGACCCACUAGGGUGUUUCUCGCCACGAUUAUUUUCUUAGAGAGGUCUGAUCAAUGA